Molecule: messenger RNA, 1524 nt
Organism: Brettanomyces nanus
Lineage: Eukaryota; Fungi; Ascomycota; Pichiomycetes; Pichiales; Pichiaceae
Gene: RSA4
Product: ribosome assembly
Exons: 1
Coding region: 1-1524 (507 amino acids)
Biological process (GO): ribosomal large subunit assembly
Cellular component (GO): nucleolus
Molecular function (GO): protein binding
Source: RefSeq, a predicted model, not a curated record
AUGUCUACGCAGAUUCCACCUGCAUCCAAGCGACAAAAGCGGGAGUUGCAAAAGCCACGUGAUGUGGCUAUCAUUCCAAAAGACGUGCCCAAUGUGUUGAUAAAGUUUCAAGCCUCAGAUACUGGUGAGUCUGUAGGAGGAUCUAUUAGAGUACCAGGAUCCAUUACAGAGAAGCAGCUCGAGGAACUCUUGAAUAAGUUGAAUGGCACUACAGAUGAUUCUAUUCCAUACAUUUUUGCACUUGAGAAUGGGGAUGACCAGGUAGAAAUCAAAGAUAACCUAUACAUCUCUGUUUUGAAGCCUGGCAUUAAGACUACCGAGGAUUUCAUGACUUUAGUGUAUACACCACGAGCCGUUUUUAAGGUGAAACCUGUAACAAGAGCUUCUGCAACCAUUGCAGGGCAUGGAUCUACUAUUUUGGCUGUGCAAUUUGCACCUAAUACCAGUGCUAAGAUGGUGACAGGAGCAGGUGAUUCUACUGCUCGAGUUUGGGACUGUAAUACUCAGACGGUUCAAUAUACACUUCGGGGACACACGAAUUGGGUACUUUGUGUUAGUUGGUCUCCUCGUGGAGAUAUAAUUGCAACUGGAUCCAUGGAUACCACCAUUAGACUUUGGGAUAGCAAGACAGGAGAGCCUCUAGGUGGUGCAUUAAAGGGUCAUAGAAAAUGGAUCAGCUCUCUCUGUUGGGAGCCAAUUCAUCUAGUGAAGCCCGGUCAAAAUCCUAGAUUAUUAUCAGGAUCUGAAGACGGAACCAUCAAAGUUUGGGAUACUACUAGAAGACAAUGUGCUAUGACGAUGUCAGGGCAUAAAUCUGCUGUGUCGUGCGUUAAAUGGGGUGGAUCAAAUCUAAUCUACUCGAGUUCUCAUGAUAAAACGAUAAAAGUUUGGGAUGCUAAUAAUGGAAAGUGUCUGCAGACAUUGAGGUCACAUGCACACUGGGUGAAUCAUUUGGCUCUUUCGACAGAUUAUGCUUUGAGGAUCGGUGCCUAUGAUUAUAAAGGACAGGCACCAAAGUCUGCAGAAGAAGAACAGGCGAAGGCACUUGAAAAUUACGAAAAGGUGGCCAAGAUCGGUGGCAAAGUGAUAGAAAGAUUGGUUAGUGCUAGUGAUGAUUUCACUAUGUUUUUAUGGGAACCGUCCAAAUCCACGAAGCCUCUCUGUCGAAUGACUGGACAUCAAAAGAUUGUAAAUCAUGUGGCUUUUUCUCCCGACGGUAGAUACAUCGCCUCCGCUUCGUUUGACAAUUCUGUGAAAUUAUGGGACGGAAGAACCGGUAAAUUUCUUUCCUCGUUGAGAGGGCACGUGGCUCCAGUCUAUCAAACAGCAUGGUCUUCAGACUCCAGAUUAUUGGUGAGCUGUUCCAAAGAUACUACAUUGAAGGUGUGGGACGUUAGAUCAAGAAAAAUGAUGUGCGACCUACCAGGACACUCUGACGAAGUUUACGCUGUGGAUUGGUCCGUCGAUGGAAAAAGAGUAGCCAGUGGAGGAAAAGAUAAGACUGUUCGCUUGUGGAUGCAUUAA